CCACCACCCACACACUGUAAACAUGGCCUCCGGCGUCGGCGUCAGCUCCGAGUGUCUCGACGCGUUCCAGGAGCUGAAGCUCGGGAAGAAGAGCAAGUACAUCGUCUUCACGCUCAACAAGUCGGUCACGGAGAUCGUCGUCGAGAAGAAGGGCGCGCCCACGAGCACGUACGACGACUUCCUCGCGGACCUCCCCGAGGCGGAGUGCCGGUGGGCCGUGUACGACUUCGACUACGAGAAGGAGGACGGCGGGAAGCGGAGCAAGAUUACGUUCUACAGCUGGUCUCCCGACGAUUCCAAGGUCAAGCAGAAGAUGUUGUUCGCCUCAUCCAAGGAGGCACUGCGGCGUUCGCUCGUCGGGAUCGCCACCGAGAUCCAAGGGACGGACUUCAGCGAGGUUACGCAUGAAGCCGUGCUCGACAAGGUCUCCCGAGGCAACUGAUCCCCCGCGCACAUACACGCUCGCGCGACGCGGACCGCUCCUCUUACCUCCGGACCCCCCUCCUGCCUUUCUUCGUCGUCCAGACGAAACUGCGUUUCGGAUCGCUGCCGGGUGGCGGCAUAGUCAGAGCACAAACCAACUGGCCCCCGAGCUGAAGAAGUGUUGUAGAGUUGUACAAAUGCAUAUCAAUAUCAUGAUCUCCGGACGGAUUAUACGCC
Trametes versicolor FP-101664 SS1 is the source of this 660-nucleotide messenger RNA. RefSeq names its product recombinant Actophorin. Gene Ontology annotation, biological process: actin filament severing; cell motility; actin filament depolymerization. Lineage: Eukaryota; Fungi; Basidiomycota; Agaricomycetes; Polyporales; Polyporaceae. Bases 23 to 442 code for a protein of 139 amino acids. Gene Ontology annotation, molecular function: actin filament binding. The transcript has 4 exons. The record is from RefSeq and is a predicted model, not a curated record. Gene Ontology annotation, cellular component: actin cytoskeleton; cytoplasm; actin cortical patch.